CGCGACUAGGGAGACGGAUAUUCGUCAAGACCAUUUCAACAGAGCAACGGAGAGAGCAUAGGCAUAGGAAGAGAUGCUUCCGUCAUGCCGUCAGGGCGCCUUCAUUGCGGCGCUGUCAAGACCAGCAUACCGUAGUAGCAGAGUACCGCAUAGAUUAUCGCCUUCUUGGACUCGAGGCCCAGUCGCAAAGCAAUUACAACGACAUCAAUCACAGUUCCAACCUUUAGUACCACCGUCGCCAGAGUCGCUAGGCAAGCCAGUAGCAGCCAAACAAUAUCGCCGAACGAGAGCCCUCCUCAAGAGACUUAUCCAAUUGGGUCUGCUGUCAGCCACCGUCUUGGGAAUUGACAGCUACUUCUUCGAUGCCGUUAUCACUCGCUCUGCACGAACAUUCAAGACUGGCCUGGUCGUUGCUCUCGACUACAAGAUCAACUUCCGCGCAAACCCUCCCUUCGCCGACUCAGUAGCCGACGUCCACCAUCGCAGUGCCGAACGACUAUUCCAUCUCCUUCGCAACAAUGGUGGUCUUUACCUCAAGAUUGGCCAGGCCAUCGCCAUGCAGAGUGCUAUCCUACCACCCGAGUUCCAAAAGAUGUUCGCCUCCAUGUUCGACGACGCUCCUCAGAACGAAUGGGAAGAUGUGAGAAAGGUCAUCAGGGAGGACUUCGGGAAAGAGGUUGAGGAGGUUUUCGGUGUCAGCUUCGACGGCCUGCAAUCCGACACGGGAAUAAUGGAGAGGACUGCAAGGGCUAGUGCCAGUGUUGCUCAGGUCCACUGGGCUCGUCUGCCCGACGGAAGAGAAGUCGCCAUCAAGGUUCAGAAGCGAGAGAUUGAGAGACAGGUUGGCUGGGAUCUGUGGACCUUCAAGGUCGUCUCCAAGAUCUACACAUGGUGGUUCGACAUUCCUCUGUACAGUCUGGUACCUUACAUCUCGGAGCGCCUCAUGCUGGAGACCGACUUUCUCAACGAAGCCAACAACGCCAAUGAGAUGAGAUCUCUCGUUCAAAAUGAGCCUCGUCUACGUGGCAAGGUCUACAUUCCCAAGGUCUACCGCGAGCUCAGCUCCAGACGUGUCAUGACUGCCGAGUGGAUCGAGGGUGUCAGACUGUGGGAUAAAGAAGGUAUUGAAGCGACCUGGCACGGGGGCUGGCGUAAAGGUAGUCCCGGUGCUGGUGGCGAGCUUCUCCCUCCUCCUGAAGGCGUCCAACCCUCGAAUGAUCCUAACAACGAGAAGCUGAAGCCUACCCGUGAUGAUUGGAAGGGCGCAUCUGGCAAGGGUGGUCUAGGCCUCAACUACAAGCCUGUCAUGGAAACUAUGGUCUCUCUCUUCUCUGCUCAAAUGUUCCUCUGGGGUCUUGUACACUGCGACCCUCAUCCGGGAAACAUCUUCAUCCGUCGUCUGCCUAACGGCAAGCCCGAGCUUGUUCUUAUCGACCACGGUCUCUACAUUCGCAUGUCGCCCGAGUUCCGCCACGACUACGCACUCUUCUGGAAAUCUCUCAUGACCUUUGACAACGACACUAUCGGCCGCAUCGUCAAGGGCUGGGGCAUCAACUCACCUGACCUCUUUGCCUCUGCAACCCUGAUGCGUCCCUACACCGGCGGAGACAACAGUACUAGCAAGAGUAUUGAAAAGCUCACCAAGUCAGAGCAAAACCAACGAGCCUACGAGAUGCAAAUGCAAAUGCGCAACGGCAUUCGCGAGAUCCUCGGUGACGAGAAGAAGUGGCCUCAAGAACUCAUCUUCAUCGGCCGCAACCUUCGCAUCGUCCAAGGCAACAACCAGUUCCUCGGCUCUCCUGUCAACCGCGUCAAGAUUACCGGCUUGUGGGCUUCUCGUGCUUUGACCGAGCAACCUCACCUCAGCAUCUCUCAACGCUGGAAGUACUAUGCCAACCACUUGCUAUUCAGAGUCGUGCUGGUAGGCACCGAUGUCUGGUUCUGGUAUGCAAAAAUCAAGCAAUUCUUUGGAUUGGGCAAAGGCAUGGAUGCCGAUAUCGAAGAGCAGAUGAGAGCGAUGGCUGGAGACAUGGGCAUUGAGUUGCAGCAUGGCAUGUUUGAAGGCUAGAUCAUUGGUGGUAUUCACUUUAUAGACAUGUUGUAGCCAUUUCUCUUCUCUUAAUGUAUACUCUUUCACCCAAGCCCA
Molecule: messenger RNA, 2146 nt
Organism: Aureobasidium pullulans EXF-150
Lineage: Eukaryota; Fungi; Ascomycota; Dothideomycetes; Dothideales; Saccotheciaceae
Product: ABC1-domain-containing protein
Exons: 1
Coding region: 74-2068 (664 amino acids)
Source: RefSeq, a predicted model, not a curated record